AAUACUGUUUUUGUUUAUAUUAUAACAAUGUAAUAAACAUUAUAAUAAAAUAAAUAAAAAAACAAUAAGAGGAUUACUGGGAUGGCUGGACAACAACCGUCUUUCCCAUCGGGUUUCCCGGCAGCUCAGCAGCAAGCGAUGAUAAACCAGUUUGGUGGUGGCCAAAUGGUGCCAGAGUUGAUGGGUCCGCAGCAAGGAGGUUUGCCAUCAGGUUUGGUAAAUCCUCAGCAAUUUGGAGCCGGAAUGGGUGGAAAUGUUGGCCCCAAUCCGAUGGCCCAGCAAGUCAUGACUCAACAGCGUCAACAAUUAGCACAGCAAACUCUUAUGCAGCAGCAACUCCAGCAGAUGCAACAACAGCAAAUGCAGUUACAGCAACAGCAACAACAACAACAACAACAACAACAACAACAACAACAACAGCAACAAGCAACUCUUGUUCCUCAGAAUACUCAAGCUGUCAAUCAAGUUCAGACACCUCAGGCAUCUGUUCCUCAAAUUCAGCCUCAAGUCCCUCAGCAACAGCCUCAAGUUCCUCAGCAACCACCACAGCAACAACAACAGCAACAGCAACAACAGCAGCAACAGCAAAACAAAGAAUUCAAUACUGUCAGCUUGUGCAAAUUAGGACAGGAAACUGUACAAGAUAUUGUCAGUCGUGCACUAGAAAUUUUUCAAAUUCUCAAAGUUAUUCAUCCUCCUAAUGGAACAUCUCAAAGUGCAACAGCAGCAAAUGAUAAGAAAGCAAAGUUAAAUGAUCAAAUAAGAAUGAAUAUUUUACUUUUAAGACGUUUGCGACUUGUAUAUGACAAGUGUAAUGAAAACUGUCAACUUCAGGGUAUGGAGUACACACAUAUUGAGAGCUUAAUACCUCUGAAAGAGGAGUGGGAUAUGAAGUCUGAUGAGAAAAAAACAUCAGAACCGUAUCGACUCGCUUGUGAAGAACGUAAAGAAUUGAUCGACCAAGUCACAGCAAAAAAUCGACAUCUCAAAGAGAUAAUCGAUCACUUAAGACGAAUUAUUUCCGAAAUAAAUACAAUGUUGCAUAUGCGAAGAUCUUAAAAUUAAAUUUUCUACCUACGUGUAACUA
This is a messenger RNA of Cotesia glomerata, 1087 nucleotides long. RefSeq names its product mediator of RNA polymerase II transcription subunit 30-like. Gene Ontology annotation, biological process: positive regulation of DNA-templated transcription. Bases 82 to 1059 code for a protein of 325 amino acids. Lineage: Eukaryota; Metazoa; Arthropoda; Insecta; Hymenoptera; Braconidae. Gene Ontology annotation, molecular function: transcription coregulator activity. Gene Ontology annotation, cellular component: mediator complex. The transcript is spliced from 5 exons. The record is from RefSeq and is a predicted model, not a curated record.